GAAGUGUAAUUUUACCAAAAUUCCAAGGGCAGGUAAUAUACCGGUUCUCAGAGCCACGUAAGCUUCCACGUGGUUUUCUGUUAUUUGUACGUAUGAUGCUUAUUUAUCGGAGAACCGGCACACCGCACCGCACCUGACCGCUCCAUUUCCACCACCUCCGCCUCCUAAUCUAAUGGUCUAGUGGAACCUUAGUAGGGAUUCCCACCAAAAUCCUCGUCGCCGAUCGAGAAAUCGGCCGGCUCCCCCCGGACUCCGUCCCAUCUCCUCAUCUUGAUGAUCACCGAUGAUGGCAUCCGCCUGCGUCAACGAUGUCGGAACAACGCCGGAGGCGUUCCUCGACUGCCCCCCGGCCUGCCCCUCCUACGGCUGGCUCAGCCCUAGGAUCUCCUUCAGCCGCGAGGUCGCCGACGACAGCCCCCCAGCGUCCACCGCCGAGAAACCCGAGGCGGAGAAGCCGGAUCUGGAUGCCGCCGGCAAGGAUCUCGCCGACUUCGAGUUCCGACUCGACGAUCCCGUCGCGAUGCUCCCCGCCGAUGAGCUCUUUUCAGACGGGAAGCUUGUACCGCUCCAGCUGGCGACGGCGCGGACCGUGGCGGAGCUGCCGGCUGCGGCUGAGCACGGGAUCCGCUCGCCGGAGGUGGCCGCAGCGCCGCGGAGGGUGGCGGAUGUUCUCGGAGCGGAUGCCUUCGUCGCGGAGUCUCCCAAGGCGCCGCGGUGCUCCAGCCGGUGGCGGGAGCUUCUCGGCCUCAAGAGGCAGCAGAGCUCCAAGCCAGAAACCCAGAAGGCGGUGUCCGCCCCUUCCAAGAGCCCUAACACCAGAUCUCUCCGGCAUUUCCUUCACCGUAACUCUAAGCACAAAGCCUCCUCCACCGACUCAUCUCUGAGCCUUCCUCUCCUCCGCGACUCCUCCGACGCCGAGUCGGUUUCCAUCUCUUCCCGCCUAUCCCUUUCCUCCUCUUCCUCCUCCGGCCCCGACCACGAGGACCUCCCCCGUCUUUCCCUAGACACCGACAAGCCCUCCCGGAUCCCGCUCUCCCUCGGCCGGAACCCACCCCGGGUGCGGGUCUCCCGGACGAGAACCACCCUUCCGGACGGGCAUCAGUCAUCGAGGGUGGGCCGGAGCCCGGUCCGCCGGCCUGCUGAGGCGGCAGCGUCCUCGCGGGGGGCAUCGGUGGACAGCCCAAGGAUGAACGCUUCGGGGAAGGUGGUGUUCCAGGGGCUGGAGCGGAGCUCGAGCAGCCCGAGCAGCUUCAAUGGCGGCCCGAGGACCAAGUACCGUGGCAUGGAGCGCUCCUACUCGGCCAACGUAAGGAUCGCUCCGGUCCUCAACGUCCCUGUCUGCUCCCUUCGCGGAUCUUCCAAGUCCGUCACGGUGUUCGGCUUCGGUCAGCUUUUCUCUCCACAGAAGAAGGAGGAAGCAUCCAUGGCGAGAAGCGGCAGCAAUGGAAGCAGAGCCAAGAUCGAGAGGGGGAAAGCUUGAACGAAAUCUAGUUUGAUCGAUUUGAUUGCAAAAAUCGCGGUGGUUUGUGUUUCUAAGAUGCGCCGGGUUAGCCGGUGCAUGUUAGCGUGUGGGAUGCUGCGUGGGCCGGAAGGACUCCGAUGUGUUCGUUCGUCAGUUAUUCGCUGUUGUCUUGGCGAUGCCUCCGUUGAUGUGCACGAUAGCGCCAGCCACAGGUGUCCUCUUCCACUGACCACUGUACAACUGUUAGCAUGUGAUGGAGAGCACGUUACCUUCGGGUCUCCUUCUCGCUAAAAUGCGCCGGCGGGUCCUCCCUAUCCUUUUGUCGUUUUUUUGUUAUAGAGCCCCAACAAAGUCUCCCGGUUUCUCUCUCAAUAUGCCAUGCUAAUAGAUUAUUAUUUACAAUGAUGUCCGUGCUCUUGCUCUUGGAUUUAAGUAGAGGUGUUAAUAUAUCGUAAAUAUAUCGAAUCAAAUCAAAUACCAACUCAAAGAUGGUGGUGGGAGCAACGGAACUGAGUCAAGUGGACGUGCUUCUUUUAUUAUUUUUUCUCUUAAAUAAUUUAAAUAACUACUGCAGUUGCAGGAGGGAUCAGGCUUUUCUGAAAGCCUGCUGCUAUUUUAGGUAGCAGGAUUCCUUUCUACUGUUCUAACUUUUGUUUUUGUUUUUGUUUUGGCGUCUUCUGAGCUGAGACUAGGUGGGAAUUGUGAUUUUUUUUUUCUUUUUCAUUUUUUGUUUGACAAUGAUGCUUGGAGUACCCCAGGGAGAAAAGGAACGAAGGAGAGGGAGGUAUUUACAUG
Elaeis guineensis (African oil palm) is the source of this 2257-nucleotide messenger RNA. RefSeq lists its product as uncharacterized. Lineage: Eukaryota; Viridiplantae; Streptophyta; Magnoliopsida; Arecales; Arecaceae. The record is from RefSeq and is a predicted model, not a curated record.